CCCCUCCCUCUCCAUCUCAUCCCCCUGUCCCUCUCCCUCCCCCGGGACUUGGUUUCUUUUUAUAACACCUUUUUUUCGCUCUCAUUCUCGACAUCUCUUCCUCUUCUCUUUUCCUUCUGUGUCCAGCCUUGAUAAGACUUGUUCAAUAUCAGAGCAGCAACAAAAAUGUCAGAAUCUUCCGCCGCGGCCUCAAAGGCCCAGGCGUCGGCCUUCCCUGAUGGCACCACCGACUACGUGCCUCUGCGCGCCAGCGGCAAAUACGACCUCAAAAAGGUGCACAUCUCAGAGACGCCCAUGACCUGGGGGAACUGGUACAAGCACGUCAACUGGCUCAACACCACCUUCAUCGUCUUCAUCCCCCUGCUGGGCUUCGUCUCCGCCUACUGGGUGCCUCUCAAGCUGGCCACGGCCAUCUUCUCCGUCAUCUACUACUUCAACACUGGUCUAGGAAUCACAGCUGGCUACCACCGUCUCUGGGCUCACUCCUCAUACAAGGCCACUCUCCCCCUCAGAAUCUACCUUGCCGCUGUCGGUGCUGGCGCCGUCGAAGGCUCCAUCCGCUGGUGGUCAAGAGGCCACCGCUCUCACCACCGAUACACCGACACCGACAAGGACCCCUACUCCGUCCGCAAGGGCCUCCUGUACUCCCACAUCGGCUGGAUGGUCAUGAAGCAGAACCCCAAGCGAAUUGGCCGCACUGACAUCACCGACCUCAACGAGGACAGCAUCGUUGUCUGGCAGCACCGCAACUACCUCAAGUGCGUCAUCUUCAUGGGCCUCGUCUUCCCCACCCUCUUCUGCGGCCUCAUGUUCAACGACUUCCUCGGCGGCUUCGUCUACGCCGGCAUCCUCCGCAUCUGCUUCGUCCAGCAGGCCACCUUUUGCGUAAACUCCCUCGCCCACUGGCUCGGCGACCAGCCCUUUGAUGACCGCAACUCACCCCGUGACCACAUCGUCACCGCUCUCGUCACUCUCGGUGAGGGCUACCACAACUUCCACCACGAGUUCCCCUCAGACUACCGAAACGCCAUUGAGUGGUGGCAGUACGACCCCACAAAGUGGAUGAUUGCCCUGUGGAAGUUCACCGGCCUCGCCUACGACCUGAAGCAGUUCCGCUCCAACGAGAUUGAAAAGGGCCGUGUCCAGCAGCUCCAGAAGAAGCUCGACCAGAAGCGUUCCACCCUCGACUGGGGCACUCCCCUCGAGCAGCUCCCCGUCGUCGACUGGGACGACUUUGUCUCUCAGUCCAAGAACGGCAAGGCCCUCGUUGCCAUUGCCGGUGUCAUCCACGACGUUACCGACUUCAUCAAGGACCACCCCGGUGGCAAGGCCCUCAUCUCCUCCGCCAUCGGCAAGGACGCCACGGCCAUCUUCAACGGCGGUGUCUACCUCCACUCCAACGCCGCCCACAACCUGCUCUCCACCAUGCGAGUCGGCGUCCUCCGCGGUGGCUGCGAAGUCGAGAUCUGGAAGCGCGCCCAGUUUGAGAACAAGGACGUUACCUAUGUCAAUGACUCUGCUGGCCAGCGCAUCGUGCGUGCCGGUUCCCAGGUCACCAAGGUUGUUCAGCCCGUGGCCAGCGCCGACGCUGCUUAAAUUAGUGGACGCAUGAGAUGAAGGGAAAAUGCAAACAGAGUUUUAUCAAGGAUUAGAGUUGAAAAGUCCACUUGGAGUUUUAUAUACAAAGCGGUGAGGGGUAGGGGAAAUUUCUACUAGUUUCCUUUUCUACCUGCAUUACCCUGCAUAUACUACAGCUGGGUUACUUUUUCGAUAACAGUCACUACCAAACUCUUGAUGGAAAAAAUUUAUCAUGAAUUGGCGUUUGAAAGGGAAAUGAAAUAUUUUAAAGGGGAUCCGGUAGACAUUAAAUUGAGACCGGACAAAUCAGGGGCGUUUUUAUUUACAGAGUAAACACUGCAGAAGUGGAAAAGAGAAGACUCUCAAAUCAUAAAUAUAUUAUACAUUCUGAUAUAAUCA
Messenger RNA from Trichoderma atroviride IMI 206040, 1977 nucleotides. RefSeq lists its product as uncharacterized. The record is from RefSeq and is a predicted model, not a curated record. Gene Ontology annotation, biological process: unsaturated fatty acid biosynthetic process. Gene Ontology annotation, molecular function: stearoyl-CoA 9-desaturase activity; iron ion binding; heme binding. Lineage: Eukaryota; Fungi; Ascomycota; Sordariomycetes; Hypocreales; Hypocreaceae. Gene Ontology annotation, cellular component: endoplasmic reticulum membrane.